Salvia hispanica is the source of this 474-nucleotide messenger RNA. Its product is annotated as large ribosomal subunit protein eL38z/eL38y-like. The record is from RefSeq and is a predicted model, not a curated record. Gene Ontology annotation, molecular function: structural constituent of ribosome. Gene Ontology annotation, biological process: protein-RNA complex assembly; translation. Gene Ontology annotation, cellular component: ribosome; cytosolic large ribosomal subunit. Lineage: Eukaryota; Viridiplantae; Streptophyta; Magnoliopsida; Lamiales; Lamiaceae.
CAGAUCAACGGUUACGAAGCUAGGGUUUGGAGGCUGCUCAUUCUUCUUCGUUUGCAUCCGAGCUACCCUGCCGAAAAUGCCGAAGCAGAUUCAUGAGAUAAAGGACUUCCUGCUCACAGCCAGGAGAAAGGAUGCUCAGUCUGUGAAGAUCAAGAAGAGUAAAGAUGUUGUCAAGUUCAAGGUCAGGUGCUCGAAAUACCUCUACACCCUCUGUGUAUUUGACCUCGAGAAGGCUGACAAGUUGAAGCAAUCCCUUCCACCAGGUCUGAACGUGCAGGACCUUUGAAGCUGCAACGUGCCGCCUUUGGAUUGUUGUAGCACUUUUGCAAGUGAUUUUGCUUGAGCUUUUUCUUAAUAUUUGAUUUAAACACUGUUUAAAUAGGGUUUGGGAAUAUUUAUGGUGAGCUUUUUCUUUUGCACUGUUUCUGACGUUCUUACCAGCAUAUGGAUUAAAAAUCAUCCUUUAUUCUCUUA